AUGACUUCCUCUGGUAGCGGAAAAAACUGCGUCCCUAGAUUACCCAUCAGACCCGUUAAAAUGGAUAUCGAUCAUCUAACAAAUGAUACCAUCACCAACAAACCCUCAACAUCGCCAUCAUCACCAACAAAAAGAACAAAAUUAUCAACAACAACAGCAACAACAACAACAACAACAGCAAAUUCAUCUUCAUCUUCUUCAACUUCGCCAAAUAUCACCUCUCCAAUAUUUUCUCAACCCCAUCAACGCUCGUUCCAUACCGCUGGCCCAAUAUCCACGCCAUCUACUUGUUCGUCCGUGAUGACUAUCUCAGCAGCAACCACUUUCGAACCACCACUGACUCCUCCUUCUAAAAGAUCCUCCCUCCAUUUGAGACCUUCCACUUCAUCAACAUUCUUCUCGCCAGAAAAACGCCCAAUAACAUUGUCCCCAGAAAAGAAAUACUUUUCACCACAGCUGUACCCCCACCAACAACAAUAUCACUUGCCUAAUUCCCCAGCGGUUAAGAGAACGUCUACAGGACUACACAAGCUCAACUACCCUCUGACUCCCGAUAGAAGAAGUUUGGCUCUUGCCAACAGUCAGUUUGAAUUAGCCAGUCCUGGUCAAGCAACCUCGUCUCCCAUGUACACCACCGACGAAAUUCUCAAGUCGUCAGAAAAAUUACAGGAGAUUUCCUCCAACCUAAAGACGCGAUUGCUGUACGCGUUCUUGAAAGUUCAGAAUGGGUGGCAAGACAAAUCCCUUGAUCAAUUAGAAAACAAUCAAGCUGAUGACCAUUUGGAAAAUCCCGAUAGUGACCGUCCCCAUAAGAAAAGAACCACCGCCCUAGUGAGAAACAAGCAUAAAUCCUUGCCCACGUCAUUUUUCCAACAAGGAAAUUUCUUGAACCAGUUAACAGAAACUCCUGCUUCUCCUUCGUCUAAAAAUCAUUCCUCUUCAUUAAUGGAACCGUUCAAUACCACUCCAAAGUCCAAUAGAAAUCUGUCUUAUAAUAAUUCGAGAAUUAUGCUAAAAUCCAGCAGUAAUUCUGGCGGUCCUUGUUAUAAUUUCGAAGAAGAAGAUAACAUCCUUUCUGCCAAUGAUGCGUUUCUUGCCGCGAUUUCUCGUUCGUCGCCUCAAUCGCAAACCAUCGUCAAGCCUCGUCUCCAUGUUGUCUCGUCGUCGCGUUCUUUGAUGACUGAUGGCUUAUUAUCCAACUCCACCCCUUCUCCAUCAAGACCAUUGGCGGCUGAUGAUAAACACAAGGAACAAGAAGCGAUUCAGCUGUUGCUCCUGUUAUCGUCCCCAAUAUCAAAUAACAAAACUACACUUUCUGCCCCUAGCUCAUCCAAGAAACAACCGCCGUGGGACAAUGAUCCUCUGAAAGAUCAUCAGUACAAAAUUUCACCAACUCCGAAAAAGCACGCAACAACCAUUCCAAGAUUUAGGGAUGGAAACGAAACUGCGUCUCCUGAAUCAUCACGUCGAGGAUCAAGCUCGACCGAAGAAGAAGAAGGCACUGAUCCUGAAAAUGUCGAGAUGACUGAGGUUAAGAAAGAGGUUACCUGCGACCUCCGAGCCUCGCCAUCUGAAGAUUCUGCUUCAAUUUCUCAAAUCAAAGGUAAUGGCGAGCCUACUUCCACAACUGCUUAG
Molecule: messenger RNA, 1635 nt
Organism: Saccharomycopsis crataegensis
Lineage: Eukaryota; Fungi; Ascomycota; Saccharomycetes; Ascoideales; Saccharomycopsidaceae
Gene: WHI5
Product: transcriptional repressor WHI5
Exons: 1
Coding region: 1-1635 (544 amino acids)
Biological process (GO): G1/S transition of mitotic cell cycle
Cellular component (GO): SBF transcription complex; cytoplasm
Molecular function (GO): transcription coregulator activity; DNA-binding transcription repressor activity, RNA polymerase II-specific
Source: RefSeq, a predicted model, not a curated record